AUGUCAUUGGUCUCCAACAACCAGGCCAGGGUGUAUCUAGUUCCAGAGGAGGUUCUGAAAGGAGAAACUGCAGAGAGUCUUUUAAGGGUCCAGAUGAGCCUGGAGGUCCUUCGGCAUUUCAGGAGCACCUAUGAGGACCACAGGGCCAAUCUGAGAAAGUUUCAGAAGAAUGGGACCAUGGACAUACUGUCAACAUCUUUGGACCUGAUGAAGCUUGAGAAACUGGAGAUUGGAGGCAUCCGAGGAAAAGCCCUCAGCCUGCAGAUUCAGUUGCUUUAUCAAGAGUUCUUGGACUCUUACAAGAUCCUCACGGAAAAGCCAUACGAUUGCUUGGACAUCACCAACGCGGAGUUUGAAGUUGAUGUGAGGAACUUUAGGCUGAAGGUGGAUGACACAGAUCGGCGUCUUGGGGCAAUCUUCUGUCAAGCUUUUGAUGACGCCUUAGGACUGGAGCAUGCCUUUAAGGUCCUGGAAAUGUUUGGCAGCCUGAUAGAGCGCCCGUUGAUCGCUCUGGAUGCCGUGAGCAGAUUUCCUUUCCUUAGGUCUAUGUUUGACGAAGAGCUAGAUUCCUGUAAGCUGCUCUACAACAACCAGAAGAAAGCUAUGAAAGAGCUGGGCUCAGCAGCGGUGAAUAAGAAUAUGCCGGUGGUAGCUGGAGGGCUGAGGUGGGCCCAUGAGCUACAGCAGCGCAUCCGGGCCCCCUUCUCCAAACUACAGCAACACUUCCCCCUGUGCUUGGAGUCUGCAGAAGGGGCCAAGGUUACGGAGAAAUAUGAGGAGAUGAUGCAACUGCUGGACAGUUCCAGAUACUCAGCCGGCUUGUAUGCGGCAUGGACGGAGAACGUGGCCGAGAGCUCGCAGUACAAUCUUAGUUUGCCGUUAAUCAGCAGAGACUCGGACACCCGACUGAUCUCUGUCAACUUCAGUCCCCAGCUGGCCGCUGUGCUCAGAGAAGUGAAGUACUUGCUGAGUCGACCCGCUGAGGUCAUACCAGAAGCUGCCAUUCAGAUCUACACAGCCAGGGAGCAGCUGUGGCGGUAUGUGGCCAACGUGGAACUCAUCACGGUCCGAUACAACAAGGUGAUGUCGUCUAUGCUGGAUGUGGAGCGUCCUCUGAUUCAGAGUCAGCUCAGCGGUAUCGAUGCUCAACUCAGAGAGGCAGAGGAGAGUCUAAACUGGAACAGCCAAGGUGUUUGGCAGUAUAUCCAAGCAACCCGCGAUGCUGUCUGUGACCUAGAGAGCAGACUUCAAAGGACCAAGGAGAACGUGGAGGAGAUGCAGAGGUGCAUGAGGUCUUGGGCCGUCCCCAUGUUUGACAGGAAAGAUGGCAAAAAGGACGCUCUGCUUUGCCUUGAGGACAGGGAUGAAAGAGUGGAGCGGUUUCACAGUUUGGUGCGGUCCUCUGGGGAGAAAAUCCACUUCCUGCUUGAGAGCAAUCAGGCACUUUUCAGAGCCGAGUCGUCCCGGGAGGAGUGGAGGGCCUAUGUGGAAUAUAUUGACGACAUGGUUAUAGAUGGAUUCUUCAGCUGUAUUGAGUGCUCUCUCAAGUUUUUCCUGGACAACACUGAUGAAAGAGCUGCCACGGCCCCUCUGCUCGAGAUUCGACUGGAUCUGCAGGCUCCCGACAUGGUCUUCUCACCCUCUCUGGAGCCGGGGGCUCCGGAUGGUUUGUUCGAGACGGUGGAGGGCCUCAUCAACGACGUGUUCAAAACGUCCUCGCUGGUGCCGCGGCUCGCCCUGCACAGCCCUUCUCCGCACUACCAGGCUGACAUGGAAGGCCUGACUGACCUGGCAGACACGCGACGCCUCUUGAUGGAACGCGUGAAGGCCGCCAUGACGGCGUGCUGCGACUUGCGCGGCUCUCUGGAGCGUUACAGCUACCUGUACGUGGACGACAGGAAGGAGUUCAUGCGUCGGUUCCUCGAGUACGGCCACACUCCCACAAGCCCCGACAUGGAGGUGUUCUCUGACAGUGGGGCCCACGAGAGCACACCUACUCUGGACAGCUUCAGAGAACAGAUAGACAGUUACGAGAGGCUCUAUGAGGAGGUCCAGGGCCUGCAGGCGGUGCAUGUCUUUCAUGGAUGGAUGAGGGUGGAUGGGAGUAGGAUGAAGAGUGCUCUGCUCAAUGUCAUCAAGAAGUGGAGCCUCAUGUUCAAACAGCACCUCAUCGAUCAUGUGAUCAACAGUCUGUCAGAUCUGGAGAAGUUCAUCCAUGAGACUGAGGCCGGCCUGGGCCAGAGUGUGGGGGAGGGUGACUACGGCGGUCUGGUUGAGGUCAUGGGUCACUUGCUGGGGGUUAAAGAGAGACAAACCAUGACAGAUACCAUGUUUGAGCCUCUGCAUCAAACCAUAGCUCUGCUGAAAAUGUAUGAACAGGAGCUCCCAGAUGUGGUUUACAAGCACUUGGCGGAGCUGCCAGAAAAGUGGAUCAAUCUGAAAAAACAGGCCAUUUUGGUGAAACAGCAAGUGGCGCCGUUGCAGGCCAUCGAGGUGGCCAGUCUCCGCAGGAGGUGUGCUUUGUUUGAUGUGGAGCAACACGCCUUCAAGGAUCACUUUAACAGAGAUGGGCCUUUCAGGUUUGACAGCCAGAGGCCAUACCAGAUGUUGAAUGAGUUCCACCUGAAGAUCCAGGGACAUGAGAAGAUAAUGGCCUCCCUGAUGGCGUCCGCGAGCCUGUUUGAGGUCACAGUCUCAGAGUAUAAACAGCUCAGACAAUGCAGGCGUGAGAUGGGCCUGUUGAAAGAGCUGUGGGAUAUGAUUACGGUGGUAGAAUCCAGCAUGGCAGCUUGGAGGACGACUCCCUGGAAGGAGAUCAACGUGGAGGACAUGGAGCUGGAAUGCAAGCGCUUCUCUAAAGAUAUACGAGGGCUGGAUAAAGAGGUGAGGGCAUGGGAGGCCUUCACAGGUCUGGACAGUAGGGUGAAGAAUAUCCUCGGCUCCUUGCGGGCAGUAGCAGAACUCCAAAACCCCGCAAUACGAACCCGGCACUGGCAUCAGCUGAUGGCUGCUACUGGCGUUCGCUUCACAAUGGACCAGGAAACAACGCUGGCUGACCUGCUGCAGCUCGACCUGCACUGCUUUGAGGACAGAGUCAGAGAAAUCGUGGACAAGGCUGUUAAAGAAAUGGGGAUGGAGAAGGUUCUGUCUGAGCUCAACUCCACAUGGACAGGUAUGCAGUUCCAGUACGAGCCCCACCACAGGACCCGGGUGCCUCUGCUCCGCAUGGAUGAGGAGCUAAUAGAAACCCUGGAAGAUAACCAGGUUCAGCUUCAGAACAUCAUGUCAUCAAAGUACAUAGCACACUUCCUGGAUGAAGUGUCUUCGUGGCAGAGCAAGCUUUCCGUGGCGGACUCGGUCAUCUCUAUCUGGUUCGAGGUGCAGCGGACGUGGACCCACCUGGAGAGCAUCUUCAUCGGCUCCGAGGACAUCCGCUCUCAGCUGCCUGAGGACUCCAGGCGCUUCGAGGGGAUUGAUGCCGAUUUCAAAGAGCUGGCAAAGUCCAUGCGUCGGACGCCUAACGUGGUGGAGGCCACCAAUAAGCCGGGUCUGUUUGGUAAACUGGAGGAAGUUCAGAGCAGGCUCGCUCUGUGUGAAAAAGCUCUGGCAGAGUACCUGGACACCAAGCGUCUGGCCUUCCCUAGAUUCUACUUCAUUUCUUCAGCUGAUUUGUUAGACAUCCUGUCUAAUGGGACCAACCCCCAGCAGGUCCAGAAGCAUCUGUCUAAGCUGUUCGACAACAUCGCUAAGAUGCAGUUUGGAGCAGACGAAGAGGGAAAUCCUUCUAAGGCUGCCUUGGGCAUGUACAGCAAAGAGGACGAGUAUGUCCCUUUUAAUCAGGCCUGCGACUGCUCUGGACAGGUGGAGAUGUGGCUGAACCGGGUGCUGGACACCAUGCGCGCCACGGUCCGCCAUGAGAUGACCGAGGCAGUGGCGGCUUAUGAGGACAAACCCAGGGAGCAGUGGCUGUUUGACUAUCCGGCUCAGGUUGCACUGACCUGCACUCAGAUCUGGUGGACGUCUGACGUCAACAUUGCUUUUGCCCGUCUCGAGGAAGGCUAUGACAACUCCAUGAAGGAGUACUACAGGAAGCAGGUAUCUCAGCUCAACACCCUCAUCGCCUUGCUGAUUGGCCAGCUCUCGCCAGGCGACAGGCAGAAGGUCAUGACCGUCUGCACGAUCGACGUCCACGCCAGAGACGUGGUGGCCAAGAUGAUCAGUCAGAAGGUGGAGAAUUCUCAGGCCUUUGUGUGGCUCUCUCAGCUGAGGCAUCGCUGGGACGAGGGGGACAGGCACUGCUUUGCCAACAUCUGCGAUGCCCAGUUUCUCUACUCGUAUGAAUAUCUGGGCAACACGCCACGACUCGUCAUCACUCCCCUAACAGACAGAUGUUACAUCACUUUGACUCAGUCCCUCCACCUGACUAUGAGUGGAGCACCAGCUGGGCCUGCAGGCACAGGGAAGACCGAGACGACCAAAGACUUAGGACGAGCCCUGGGCGUCAUGGUGUACGUGUUCAACUGCUCCGAGCAGAUGGACUACAAGUCGUGUGGGAACAUCUACAAAGGCUUGGCUCAGACGGGAGCAUGGGGCUGCUUUGACGAGUUUAACCGCAUCUCUGUGGAGGUGCUUUCAGUUGUAGCUGUACAGGUUAAAAGCAUCCAAGAUGCCAUCCGUAAUAAGAAGCAACGAUUUAACUUCAUGGGAGAGGAGGUGAAUCUCUGUCCUUCUGUGGGGAUCUUCAUCACCAUGAAUCCUGGUUACGCUGGUAGAACGGAACUUCCGGAGAACCUUAAGGCUCUUUUCAGACCUUGUGCCAUGGUGGUGCCAGACUUUGAGCUCAUCUGUGAAAUCAUGUUAGUGGCUGAAGGCUUUGUCAAUGCCCGGAUCCUCGCUAGGAAGUUUAUCACCCUCUACACACUGUGCAAGGAGCUGUUGUCCAAACAGGAUCACUACGACUGGGGUCUCCGAGCCAUCAAGUCAGUGUUAGUGGUGGCUGGCUCUUUGAAAAGGGGAGACCCUGGACGAGCUGAGGACCAAGUGCUGAUGCGAGCCCUGAGAGAUUUCAACAUUCCAAAGAUUGUGACUGAGGACAUGCCGGUUUUCAUGGGACUGAUAGGAGAUCUUUUUCCAUCCCUGGAAGUCCCCAGGAAGAGGGACCUGGACUUCGAAAAGCACGUAAAGCAAUCCAUUCUAGACCUGAAGUUGCAGCCGGAGGACAAUUUCAUCCUCAAGGUGGUGCAGCUUGAGGAACUGCUGGCGGUCCGCCACUCCGUGUUUGUGAUUGGAAACGCGGGCGCCGGGAAGAGUCAGGUGAUGAGAUCGCUCCAGCGGACCUAUCAGAACAUGAAGCGUCGGCCCGUGUGGGCAGACCUCAACCCGAAGGCCGUGACCAACGACGAGCUCUUCGGGAUCAUCAACCCGGCAACCAGAGAGUGGAGAGACGGGCUCUUCUCCAGUAUAAUGCGUGAACUGGCCAACAUUAGUCACGGCGGGCCUAAGUGGAUUGUUCUGGAUGGAGACAUUGAUCCGAUGUGGAUUGAGUCACUCAACACAGUUAUGGACGACAACAAGGUGCUGACUCUGGCCAGUAAUGAGCGCAUCCCUCUGAACCCCACCAUGAGGCUGGUGUUUGAGAUUAGCCACCUUCGCACCGCUACUCCUGCUACUGUAUCUAGAGCCGGCAUUCUGUACAUAAAUCCAGCAGACCUUGGGUGGAGCCCACAGGUGUCCAGCUGGAUCGACAGGAGGGAUGUCCAAUCCGAGAAGGCAAACCUGACCAUCCUCUUCGACAAGUAUCUUCCCUCCUGCUUGGAUGCCGUCAAAUCAAGGUUCAAGAAGAUCAUCCCGAUCCCUGAGCAGAGUCUGGUCCAGAUGCUGUGCUACCUGCUGGAGUGUCUUCUGACCCCAGAAAACACUCCACCAGACUCUACCAAGGAUCUUUAUGAGCUCUACUUUGUCUUUGCUGCAAUCUGGGCUUUUGGGGGAGCCUUGUUUCACGACCAGCUGGUCGACUACAGAGUGGAGUUCAGCAAGUGGUGGGUUGCCGAGUUCAAAGCCAUCAAGUUCCCAUCGCAGGGCACCGUGUUCGAUUUCUACAUCGACCCAGAGAGCAAGAAGUUCGAGCCGUGGUCCAAAAUGGUCACCAAGUUUGAGAUGGAUCCAGACGUACCUCUUCAGGCGUGUCUCGUUCACACCACGGAGACGGUUCGGGUGCGUUACUUCAUGGACCGCCUCCUGGAGCGCCGCAGGCCAGUCAUGCUGGUUGGGAACGCUGGCACUGGGAAGUCUGUUCUAGUUGGGGACAAACUCGCAUCAUUGGACCCUGAGAAACACAUGGUCAGAAACGUCCCCUUUAACUACUACACCACGUCCGCUAUGCUGCAGGCUGUGCUGGAAAAGCCCCUGGAGAAAAAAGCGGGGCGCAACUACGGCCCUCCUGGCAGCAGAAGACUGAUCUACUUCAUAGACGACAUGAAUAUGCCGGAGGUGGACGCAUAUGGCACGGUGCAACCUCACACACUCAUCCGCCAACACAUGGACUACAACCAUUGGUAUGACCGUAAUAAGCUGCUUUUGAAAGAAAUACACAACGUUCAAUACGUUUCCUGCAUGAACCCCACGGCUGGGAGCUUCACCAUUAAUCCCAGGCUGCAGCGGCACUUCUGCGUCUUCGCCCUGUCCUUUCCCGGAGCGGAGGCCCUGAACACCAUCUACAGCUCCAUCCUGUCUCAGCACCUGAGAGGGGAUGGGUUUGGCGCCGCCCUGCAGAGGAGCAGCUCUGCCUUGGUCCAGCUGGCCCUGGCCCUGCAUCAGCGCGUCUCCUCCACCUUCCUCCCCACAGCGGUCAAGUUCCACUACAUCUUUAACCUGCGGGACCUCUCCAACAUAUUUCAGGGCAUUCUUUUCUGCACCAACAAGUGCAUGAAAACCUCUGCGGACCUGCUGAAAAUCUACUUGCAUGAGUCCAACCGGGUCUACAGGGACAAGCUGGUGGAGGAGCAGGACAUCCAGGCCUUUGAUAAGCUGCAGACGGACACUGUGAAAAAGUUCUAUGAGGACAUGGAGGAGGAGCUGCGGCAGACCAUGGAGGUGAACCUGUACUGCCAUUUUGCCCGGGGGCUGGGGGAGCCCAGGUACAUGGCAGUGGAGUCCUGGAGCAGCCUGAGUAAGAUCCUGCUAGAAGCUCUGGACGGCUACAAUGAGGUCAACGCCACCCUCAACCUUGUGCUGUUCGAAGAUGCCAUGGCUCACAUCUGCCGAAUAAACCGAAUCCUGGAGUCUCCACGGGGCAACGCGCUGCUGGUCGGAGUGGGCGGCAGCGGCAAGCAGAGUCUGACCCGACUGGCUGCCUUCAUCUCCAAUCUGGAGGUUUUUCAGAUCACCUUGAGAAAAAGCUACAGUCUCACAGACCUGAAGACUGACCUGGCAUCCCUCUACAUCAAAGCUGGUGUGAAGAACGUUGGCACAGUCUUCCUAAUGACUGACGGCCAAGUGGCAGACGAGAAGUUCCUCGUUUUGGUCAACGAUCUUUUGGCAUCGGGAGAGAUUCCCGACCUGUUCCCAGACGACGAGGUGGAGAACAUCAUUGGCAGCGUGAGGCCAGAGGUCCGCAGCUCCGGAUUGAUGGAUACCCGAGAAAACUGCUGGAAGUUCUUCAUCGACCGCGUUCGCAGGCAGCUGAAGGUCGCCCUGUGCUUCUCUCCGGUCGGCAGUAAACUCAGGGUCCGGAGCAGGAAGUUCCCGGCAGUGGUGAACUGCACGGCGAUCGACUGGUUCCACGAGUGGCCACAGGAGGCGCUGGAGUCAGUCAGCUUGAAGUUCCUGCAGGAGGUGGAGAAUGUCGAACCUCAGGUGAAGGAGUCGGUGAGCAGAUUCAUGGCUUAUGUCCACACCAGCGUCAAUCAGACGUCCAAGAAGUACCUGGCUAACGAGCGCCGCUACAACUACACCACGCCGAAGUCUUUCCUGGAGCAGAUCAAGCUGUACCGCAGUCUGCUGGGCCAGCGGAGCAAAGAGCUCACUGCCAAGAUGGAGCGAUUGGAGAACGGCCUCCAGAAGCUCAGCAGCACAUCUGCUCAGGUGGAUGACCUCAAAGCCAAGCUGGCUGCUCAGGAAGUGGAACUCAAGCAAAAGAAUGAAGAUGCUGACAAGCUGAUCCAAGAGGUUGGAAUAGAAACAGAGAAGGUUACAAAGGAGAAGGCUAUGGCCGACGAGGAGGAACGAAAGGUGGCGGCUAUUGCUGUGGUGGUCGGUGGCAAGCAGAGAGACUGUGAGGAGGACUUAGCCAAGGCGGAACCAGCUCUUCAAGCAGCUCAGGAUGCCCUUAACACCCUCAAUAAAAACAACCUGACCGAGCUGAAGUCGUUCGGUUCUCCCGUGGCGGCGGUGACCAACGUCACGGCGGCGGUCAUGGUCCUGACGGCGCCCGGCGGCAAAGUCCCGAAGGAUCGCAGCUGGAAGGCGGCCAAGGUGAUGAUGGCCAAGGUGGACACCUUCCUGGACUCUCUGGUGAACUUCAACAAAGAAAACAUCCCGGAGGCUUGCCUGAAAGCCAUCCGACCUUACCUGCAGGAUCCAGAGUUUCAGCCAGACCUGGUGGCCUCCAAGUCUUACGCAGCCGCGGGUUUGUGUUCCUGGGUUCUAAGCAUUGUCAAGUUCUACGAGGUUUACUGUGAGGUAGAGCCCAAGCGCCAGGCUCUAAGCAAAGCCAACGCUGACCUGGCUGCUGCACAAGAGAAGCUCACGGUCAUCAAGAGCAAGAUCACUUAUCUUAAUGAGAACCUGGCCAAGCUCACGUCAAAGUUUGAGAAAGCCACUGCUGACAAAGUCAAGUGCCAACAGGAAGCAGAGUCGACGGCGCGCACCAUUUCACUGGCCAACCGCCUGGUGGGUGGUCUUGCGGCUGAAAAUGUCCGAUGGGCUGAAGCCAUAGAAAACUUUAGAAGACAGGAGAGGACAUUGUGUGGGGACGUCCUCCUCAUCACUGCCUUCAUCUCCUACUUGGGCUACUUCACCAAACCCUACAGGCAACAUCUGAUGGAGAACUGCUGGAGGCCUUACCUCAGUCAGCUGAAGGUUCCCAUUCCAGUGACUGUAGACCUGGACCCUUUGACCAUGCUCACCGAUGAUGCCGACAUCGCAGCGUGGCAGAACGAGGGCCUGCCAGCUGACAGGAUGUCCACGGAGAAUGCCACCAUUCUGACUUCCUGUCAGCGCUGGCCCCUCAUCGUGGACCCCCAACUGCAGGGCAUCAAGUGGAUCAAAAACAAACACGGUGAUCGCCUGCGGGUUACCCGCAUCGAACAACGAGGGUAUCUUGAUGUAGUGGAGAGAGCGCUGGCAGCUGGUGACGUGGUUCUGAUUGAAAACCUGGGGGAAACGUUGGAUCCUGUUCUUGGGCCUUUGCUGGGGAGAGAAACCAUCAAGAAGGGCAGGUAUAUAAAGAUUGGAGACAAGGAGUGCGAGUACAACCCCGGUUUCCGUCUCAUCCUACACACCAAGCUGGCUAGCCCUCAUUACCAGCCGGAGCUGCAGGCCCAGUGCACCCUGAUCAAUUUCACAGUGACCAGAGACGGACUGGAAGACCAGCUGCUGGCUGCCGUGGUUAGAAUGGAGAGACCUGACCUGGAGCAGCUGAAGUCCGACUUGACGAAGGAGCAGAAUGGUUUUAAGAUCACCCUGAAGACCCUGGAGGACAACUUGCUGUCCCGUUUGUCCUCAGCCUCAGGAAACUUCCUUGGAGACACGGUGCUCGUGGAAAAUCUGGAGACAACCAAACGCACUGCUGCAGAGAUAGAACAGAAGGUAAAAGAAGCCAGGGUGACAGAGGCCAAAAUCAACGAGGCUCGGGAGCACUACCGGCCGGCAGCAGCACGGGCUUCCUUAAUGUACUUCAUAAUGAACGAUCUCAAUAAAAUCCACCCCAUGUACCAGUUCUCACUCAAGGCGUUCGGUGUGGUCUUCCAGAAAGCGGUUCUGAAGGCCGAGUCGGAUGAGACUCUGAAGCAGCGGGUGUCCAACCUAAUUGACAGCAUCACCUUCUCGGUCUUCCAGUACACUACCAGAGGCCUGUUUGAGUGUGACAAGCUCACGUACGUGGCUCAGCUCGUCUUCCAGAUACUCCUGAUGAAUAAUGAAAUAAACCCCGCAGAGCUGGACUUCCUCUUGAGAUAUCCUGUUCAACCAGGUGUAACUUCACCAGUGGAUUUCCUAUCCAACCACUCCUGGGGAGGGAUCAAGUCCCUGUGCUCCUUGGAUGAGUUCAAGCACCUGGACAGAGACAUCCAGGGUUCGGCCAAACGCUGGAAGAAGUUUGUCGAGUCCGAGUGUCCGGAAAAAGAGAAACUCCCACAGGACUGGAAAAGCAAAACCUCCCUCCAGAGGCUUUGCAUGAUGAGGACCCUGAGACCUGACCGCAUGACAUACGCAGUCAGAGACUUUGUAGAGGAGAAACUGGGAAGCGAGUAUGUGAUGGGAAGAUCACUGGACUUUGCCCUCUCCUUUGAAGAGUCCAGUGCCGCUACUCCUAUGUUCUUCAUCCUGUCUCCUGGCGUGGAUCCUUUGAAGGACGUGGAGAAACACGGGAAGAAGAUGGACUACACCUUUGAUAACAACAACUUCCACAAUGUGUCUCUGGGUCAAGGCCAAGAGGUUGUAGCUGAACAAGCCCUCGAACUGGCUGCUAGGGAAGGCCAUUGGGUCAUCUUGCAGAACAUCCAUCUGGUUGCGCGUUGGCUGGGUACCCUGGAGAAACUUCUAGAGCAGUAUGCCGAGGGAAGCCAUGAGAACUUCCGAGUGUUCGUCAGUGCUGAGCCUUCCUCCACCCGCGAGGGCCACAUCAUCCCUCAGGGGAUUUUAGAAAACUCCAUCAAGAUCACAAAUGAGCCACCCACCGGCAUGCACGCCAACCUGCACAAGGCCCUGGACAACUUCAACCAGGAAACGCUUGACAUGUGCGCACGGGAGAACGAGUUCAAAAGCAUUUGGUUUGCCCUCUGCUACUUCCAUGCUGCGGUAGCUGAGAGAAGGAAAUUCGGCCCUCAAGGUUGGAACAGAUCAUAUCCCUUUAACACUGGCGACCUGACAAUUUCCAUCAAUGUCCUCUACAACUAUCUGGAGGCCAAUCUUAAGGUACCGUACGAUGACCUGCGCUACCUGUUCGGGGAGAUCAUGUACGGGGGUCACAUCACGGAUGACUGGGACCGCCGUCUGUGUCUAACUUACCUGGAAGAGUUUAUCAAGCCUGAGAUGAUGGAGGGGGAGCUGUGCUUGGCGCCUGGUUUCCCUUUGCCUGGAAACAUGGAUUACAACAGCUACCACCAGUACAUUGAUGACACCCUACCUGCAGAAUCUCCAUACCUGUAUGGCCUUCAUCCCAACGCAGAGAUCGGUGUCCUCACGCAGACGUCGGAGAAGCUUUUCCGCACGGUGCUGGAAAUGCAGCCCAGAGAUGGAGGAGUUGGUGAGGGAAGAGGAAUGACAAGAGAGGAGAAGGUGCGUGCCGUCCUGGAGGACAUCUUGGAGAGGCUUCCAGAACAAUUUGACAUGGCAGAGCUUUUAGGGAAGGCAGAGGAGAGGACUCCAUACCAAGUGGUGGCCCUACAGGAGUGUGAGCGAAUGAACGUCCUCACACAGGAGAUCAGGCGCUCCCUCAGUGCCCUAAACCUCGGACUAAAGGGAGAGCUAACCAUGACCAGUGAAAUGGAGAAUCUACAGAAUGCUAUCUUCCUGGACGUAGUCCCAGACAGUUGGAGCAAACGAGCAUAUCCCUCCAUGUCGAGUUUGGCUCUGUGGUUUACCGACCUCCUGGCCCGGAUCAAGGAGCUUGAAGCCUGGUCUUCGGACUUCAUCUUACCCUCUGCAGUGUGGCUGGCUGGCUUCUUCAACCCCCAGUCUUUCUUAACAGCUAUCAUGCAGACCAUGGCCAGAAGGAAUGAGUGGCCUCUCGACAGCAUGGGCCUGCAGUGUGACGUCACAAAGAAAAGCCGAGAGGAUUUCAGCUCUCCUCCUCGCGAAGGGGCGUACAUACAUGGACUGUUCAUGGAGGGAGCGCGGUGGGACCCACAGACUGGCUUGAUCGUCGAUGCACGGCUGAAAGAGCUUACCCCGACCAUGCCGGUUAUCUUCAUCAGGGCCAUUCCAGUGGACAAACAGGAAAACAGAAAUGUCUACCAGUGUCCCGUCUAUAAAACCCGUCAGAGGGGACCCACAUAUGUGUGGACUUUUAACCUGAAGACCAAAGAAAAGCCUUCCAAGUGGACCUUAGCUGGUGUGGCGUUGCUUCUGCAAAUCUAG
Messenger RNA from Fundulus heteroclitus (mummichog), 12297 nucleotides. RefSeq names its product dynein heavy chain 9, axonemal. The transcript has 73 exons. The record is from RefSeq and is a predicted model, not a curated record. Bases 1 to 12297 code for a protein of 4098 amino acids. NCBI's taxonomy places the organism in Eukaryota, Metazoa, Chordata, Actinopteri, Cyprinodontiformes, Fundulidae. Gene Ontology annotation, molecular function: minus-end-directed microtubule motor activity; dynein intermediate chain binding; dynein light intermediate chain binding. Gene Ontology annotation, cellular component: dynein complex. Gene Ontology annotation, biological process: microtubule-based movement.